UUCCUCCGACCGGUCGAUUGUGGAAACCGCAUUACAAUGUGCUCAUGGCACAAUUGCGGGAGUAUUUGCACACUGCAGUACCAACUCCGUUGAUGGACGCCGGAGUAGAGGUUGUCGACCUUCAGGAGUACAUCGCGAAGAUCGACCGCGAGUUCAAGACACAACGGUACGACGACAUUGACGCACCAUUGUUGUAUGUACGCAUUCAGAUCGGAGAGGCGACCUGCAGCGCCUUGAUCGAUUGCGGUGCAACUCGCAACUACAUGAGUCAGGACUUCAUGGUACGCGCCGGCCUUGGCCCACGCGCCAGGAGGAAGUCCAAUCUGACACACGUGACGUUGGCCGAUGGUCACACACACAAGUCAAUUGACCGGUGCAUUGACAACGUCCCUGUGUAUUUCGCCCCUCAUGCACGCGAGGCCGUGUCCUUCGACAUUCUGGACACUAAGUUCGACAUGAUUUUGGGCAUGUCAUGGCUGCGAAGUGAGGACCACCCGGUGAACUUCUACCGCCGCACCGUUCACGUUCGUGACCGGGAUGGAGUGCUAGUCCCAUGCACGGUGCCUCCUCCUCACCCUUCGAUCAGCUGUCACGUGGUGUCCGCUGCAAGUAUUCGAGGUUCCAUCAUCAAGGAUGACAUUGAGGAGAUGGGGGGGUGUUUUCUCCACGCCCUCCCGCCCCAGGACACCCCAUUGACGGAAGCAUCAUCGGACCCACGCAUCAGUGAGCUUCUCGCCACUUAUAGUGAGGUGUUCGAGGCCCCGCACGGAGUAGUACCAGAUCGGCCCAUCCGCCACGAGAUCAUCCUCGAGGACGGGGCUGUACCUCCGCGUGGUUGCAUCUACCGAAUGAGCGAGGAAGAGUUAAGUGUGCUACGGGCACAACUCGACGACCUUCUGGAGAAAGGCURGAUUCGGCCUAGCUCUUCGCCAUACGGUGCGCCUGUUCUCUUCGUUCGGAAGAAGAACAAGGAUUUGCGGUUGUGCAUCGAYUAUCGUAAGCUCAACGCGCAGACGGUCAAGAACGCCGACCCUCUCCCACGCAUCGACGAUCUCCUGGAGCGACUGGGCGGCGCCAAGUUCUUYUCCAAGUUSGACCUCAAGUCGGGUUAUCACCAACUUGAGAUUCGCCCGGAGGACCGAUACAAGACCGCGUUUAAAACGCGAUAUGGGCAUUUCGAAUGGCUGGUCAUGCCGUUUGGCCUUACGAAUGCCCCAGCCACAUUCCAGGCGGCUAUGCCAUUGGAGUUUCGACACAUGAUGGAUCGUUUCGUACUCAUCUACCUCGACGACAUCUUGGUGUACAGUCGGAGUUUGGACGAGCAUGUGGAGCUCAUGCGCACCAUUCUGGAACGGCUACGACAGGCCAAGUACAAAGCCAACCGCGACAAAUGUGAAUUCGCGCGGCAAGAGCUAGAGUACUUGGGACACUAUGUGACGCCGCAAGGCAUCCGUCCGCUUGCGGACAAGAUCGAGGCCAUCCGCGUAUGGCCCGAGCCCACCAACACCACGGACGUUCGUUCAUUCAUGGGGUUGGCAGGCUAUUAUCAGCGUUUCAUCACCGGAUACUCAAGGAUUGCCGCACCUCUGACGAGACUACAAUCGCCAAAGGUGCCGUUCGUAUUCGAUGACGACGCGCGCCAGGCUUUCCAAACACUCAAGACGGCCAUGCUCAUGGCACCCGUCCUUAGCAUCUACGACCCCACUCUGCCUACGAGAGUGACGACUGACGCUUCCGGUUACGGCAUUGGGGUAGUCUUGGAGCAGCACGACGGCGAGGAUUGGCACCCUGUGGAGUAUUUCAGCCACAAAGACCUCAUUUUCGAUGUUAUGCGGUAUUGCGAUUCUUGCGAAGUUUGCCGACGCAGCAAACCCCGCAACCGCAAUCCCUAUGGCGAGUUACGCCCGAUGCCUAUCCCCCGGGAACCCGGUCUCUCCAUUUCUAUGGAUGUCACCGGUCCGUUUCCUCGAGACCGGCUCGGGCACGACGGCAUCCUCACGGUUGUGGACCGAUUGAGCAAGUACGCACGUUUUCUUCCUUGCAAGUACUACUCCACGGCUCCCGAGCUGGCACGCCUCUUGCACACCGGUUGGAUUUGUGGCCACGGCGUACCCGAGGACAUAGUCAGCGACCGCGACACUUGUUUCAUGUCGACUUUUUGGACCUCUCUCAUGCAGGAGUCCGGCACGACGAUGAAACCCUGUUUGGCUCGGCAUCCACAGACAGACGGGCAAACGGAGCGGGCACAUCAGACCGCUCAAAUGAUGCUUCGUACGCUCAUCCGUCCGGACCAGAAAGAUUGGGUUGACCGCCUCCCCGACAUCGAGUUCGCCUACAACACUUCAGUGCACCCGGCGAUCGGUGUGACUCCAUUCGAGUUGCACCACGGUGGACGGAAAGGCYGUAUCUUCGCUGAUCUUCUCCUCCCUCGACCAACCRACAUUGAYGCCGCUUGCUCUCCCGCUUCCGUUCGGAAGUACAGGGAAUUGCUGGCUCAAGCCCGCACAAACAUGCAAAAGGCUCAAGUCCGCAUGCAGCAGCAAGCCAACAGGCGCCGCAUACCAUGUCCCAUCCGCGCCGGAGAUCGAGUUWGGGUCUCCUCGGAAGAGUUUGCAUUGGAACAGGAUGUCUCACGCAAACUACUCCCUAAGUGGUUUGGACCAUGGACAGUGACAUCAGUCGCGGGCGAUGAGCCCGAUGGCCCUUCAUUUGUGAUCGACAUUCCUGAGCAUCUGACGGGCUUGAUUGCCCUGUCUGUGCUGUUGGGUCCACUAUUCCGAGUGAUGUUUCCCCUGGGCUUCGGGAGAGUAAGCACCUCCUGUAUGAUGAUGCGCUCAGGAGCAGUGAAGCCAAGGCCCACACCUGCUGAGCAGGCUGAGAUAGACCGCCGGCAGGCAGAAAAGAAGAAAGAAAGAGAAGAAAGAAAGAAAAAGAAAGAAGAGGAACUAAAGAAAAAGGUCCAGCUAGAAGAAGAAGAGUUAAAGAAGAAGUUGAAAGAGAAGCUGGACCAGGAAAUAAAGGAAGAAUUGCAGACUAUUGAAGAAGAAGAAGAGUCUGAGGAAGGAGGAGAAAGACUUGUCAGGCGGCAUGCAGAAAGAGGUGAAACCAGCCAAGCAGCGGGUGAGCUUAAUGUCAAACCGCUGGACUGGUACGAUCAGUAUGCCUACUCCAGUGACAUACCAACAAAAACGGAAGAAGAAAGAGAUAUAUUUGUUGCAAGAUUGGCGACUGUGACAGACCAAAGGGACAAAGAACUCAUGCUUGAGGAAAAACGCGCCGAGCUGCACAACAAAAUGUUAGCAGCAAAGCGAAAGGAACUCGUUGAUAGAAAGAGAUUACAAGCAGAGGGAGCGAGAUUACAUAGCGAGCUUCUGGCACAAAAAGAUAAACAGGCAGCCACCGAAGAAAAACUUGCUCUCCUGACUGAAACGGUUCUCCAUACCAAGCAAGAAGUCGCUGCAAUCAACCGAACCUUACAAAAAGUUGAAAGCAGACAACAUGAAUUUGAAAAUGUCAAGAACACCUUCCUGCAGAAGUCCGCCAAAAACGUAGAUCUGCAUAUUCAAUCCUACAUCAAGAAAUUGGAUGAUCACGUCACCCAAACCUUCACUCCGACCGUAAUUGAAAGGAUAGUGCAGGGCAACGGCGGAGGAGGAGGCGGUGAUGGAGACGGGGAUGGAGGCGAUGGAGAUAAAAAAGGAAAGGGGGUACGACGAGAAGAAGGAGCGGGACCUAGUAACAAAAUUAAGGUUAAAAUUCCAUGGACCUACACAGGCAAGAAAGAGGAAAGUGUCUUGCAUUGGAUGGCGGCAGUAGAGUCCUAUGUCUAUGGACAGCGGAUUCCGUAUUGGGAUAGAGUUCUGAUGGCCACUUCGUGUAUGGCCGACGACGCAAUGAGCUUCGCCAUCUCAUUACAAAAGGAAGCGGGUUGUACUCGCUGCGGAUUACUACCACGUGCGACACCUUCCUUCCGUCGCCAUCUGUCGCGCACCCUAGUGUCGCAACGUGUCGCCCUUUGUCGCACGUCACCAGGCUGGCGCUCUGCCAUAGACGGCCAGUCUUCUCCUGUGUCUCUGCGGCGGGAGGAAGAAGGGGACAAGGUGGUGGAGCAGCAGCUACACGCGGCGGCGGCGGCGGAGGAGGAGGUGGAAGAGGAGGAGGAGGAGGAGGAGGAGGAGCACGACAACGAAUCCUUCAGAGUGGCCCAGGUUGGGUCAGAAAUGGGAUUCAAAGUACCCAGGUUAACCCAUCGGCGAGGCAAAGUUCGUCCUUGUGCAGAGAAUCGAGAAAGAUUCGCCACAGCCAGGGAGAAUUGGCUUCAGAAUGCCGAAGAGGAGGCGGACGAUGACCAUGGCAAGAAACCAGUGGAGCUCUUGCUGUACGCACGGGACAAGUAUAGGAAAAUGCGGACCCGCGUGCUGUCGUCCAUUUGGAUGAUUGGAGGGUUUAUUUUCGUCUUGUACAUGGGCCAUGUCUAUAUCUGGUUGAUGGUUGUCAUUAUACAACUAUUCAUGGCACAUGAAUUAUUCUCCUUGGCAAGGGCUGCUCAGAGAGAAAAGCAGCUUCCAGGUUUUCGGUUCAUCAACUGGUGGUUUUUCGUUACGGCCAUGGCUUUUGUCUAUGGGCGAUUUCUGAAGAAACAAUUGACAGAGUCGAUAUCCGCUGACCGGCUGCUAUCGAGGAUGUUUGUCAAUGCGAUACGCUACCACAUGAUCAUAUCCUACUUCAUGUACAUUUCAGGUUUUGUUCUGUUCAUUUUGAGCCUCAAGAAAGGCAUGUACCAGUAUCAAUUUGGGCAGUUCGCAUGGACGCACAUGAUUCUUUUCCUUGUGUUUGCGCAGUCGUCAUUCACAGUGGCAAACAUCUUUGAGGGCAUCAUCUGGUUUCUUCUGCCCUGCACGUUGAUCAUUGUGAAUGACAUCAUGGCGUACUUCUUCGGAUUCUUCUUUGGACGGACCCCUCUCAUCAAGAUUUCUCCAAAGAAGACUUGGGAAGGCUUUAUUGGGGCUUCAAUAGCAACUGUUAUCACUGCCUUUCUGCUCGCAGGUUACUUGGCAAGAUUCCAAUGGUUGACAUGCCCUCGAAAGGACUUGACAACUGGCUGGUUGAGUUGUGAGCCAGGGCCGAUGUUCGAGGUGAAGGAGUACAGAGUCUCCCCAGUACUGCUGGCCAUCUUCCCACGGUGGCCGUGGUCGACUGUGCAGUACAUUCCAGUUCAAAAGCAUGCACUGGCCUUUGGUUUAUUUGCAUCAAGCAUUGCGCCGUUUGGUGGCUUUUUUGCGAGUGGAUUCAAGCGUGCCUUUAAAAUCAAGGAUUUCGGCGACAGCAUUCCCGGACAUGGAGGGAUAACGGAUCGCAUGGAUUGCCAAAUGGUAAUGGCAGUGUUUGCAUACAUAUACUAUCAGUCAUUCAUUGCUAGAGGCCAUGUCACAGUUGGUGCCUUGCUUGCCAAGGCAUUGACCCUUCCUCCAGAACAGCAGAUGGAGCUCUAUACAAAAUUGGAAAAUAUUCUUUUUGGAGAGGGAUACAAUUUCACUGCAAAAUUGCAUAACGCAGCGACCUGUGUGGUAUGAUAUUGGGUGCUCAGGGCUCAGUAGAAGGAAGGGUUCAGUUAAGGUACCCUGAACCAGGGUGGAGAGUGGGAGGAUCGGAGGGAGGGGGCAAAGGAGGGGCCCGGGGAGGGGGGCGGAAGGGUGCAGCAGGACAGACAAUUGUCAGGGUAUGGCACGGCAUGGCGGAUGAAAAUGGGAAAGCCAUCCCUUGUGAACUUGGGAGAAAGUGUGCAGUGGUAGGGCAUCAGGACUAUGGUGGAAGCAUAGGAGUGAAUGGGAGAGGCUGCAGCAGAGGGCAUGGAAAAAGGCACCAUGUAGUGAACUAAAGGGAGGGGGGAAGAGAUGGGGGGGGCAGGAUGGGGAGGGGGAGGAAAAAUGAUUUUUUCAAUGCUGAAAGUAGUUGCGAUUGUGGUGAGCUGAGCUUUUUUUUUUAGGUCAUUUCGUCGACUGCUGCCUUUAAAAAGAAAGUUAUGGGAGAAGGGGAAGAGAAAGAUUGCUUAGAGAGGUGCAGGUUGUGGAGGGGAGAGAAUUAGAUGGUUGUAUAAAGAAUUUGAAAAGAGGUGAAGAGACAUUUCACAGCCGGUCAGUCGUCAGGCCGUUGUCCACUGCAACUCGACGGAACAGCAAGGCAAUC
Molecule: messenger RNA, 6186 nt
Organism: Chara braunii
Lineage: Eukaryota; Viridiplantae; Streptophyta; Charophyceae; Charales; Characeae
Source: the annotation of a GenBank genome assembly